CGGAGAACCAUGUUUCAGAAGUAUGGAGAUUCUAGCUCUUCGUCUUCAUCUUCGUUCGGCUUCAGGAGUUUGGAUAAUACGCUGGCGGCGAGGAGCCUUGCCAUGCCUAGGCUUACUGAGACUGACUCGUCGAUAGGUGGCUACGAAGACGGCUACGAGGAAGACAAUGUUAUCACCCUGGUGAGUUCCUCCCAGAGCCGAUGACAGUGCAUUCGAGUCGGUGCAUCGCAGCAGUCGUCAGCUGUUGCGGGGCGGUGCCCAGGGGGGAGCCGUCACGGGGGCGGCACGGCGGUCGCCCGGGUCGUCGGACGGGGGUGGUGGAGGCGGCAAGAAGCUCGGGGGUGGGGGUGGAGGUAGUCAGUCGUCUUCUACUUCGUCGGACGAGGGCAGUCGAUCUCCGUUUCGGCGGGGCGUCUCUCAGGGGGGUCAGGGGAAUGCGCAUCAUUCACAGUCAAAUUCGCACCACGGCAAACAGCAGAGCAGCAGCAGCCAGAGCAGCAGCAGUGCCCGGGUGCGACGCUCCCGCAGCCUGCAGCUGCCCGAACGCAAGUCGCCCGUUUCUCCGGCUCAGCAGCAGUCGGCUGCGGCAGCGGCUGCGGCCUACUACACGUCCAAGGGCUACCCGGUCGUCGUCAAGGUGGGCGCCGACAAUGACCAGCACCAGCGCAUCAAGCGACAUCUGUUGCAGCAGCAGAGAAUGUCAGAGGAAGCCCAGAAACGCGAGGAGCUACUGCGUCGUGAAGCGGAAGCCGUCACCGAGUUUCUAUGGAGCACACGCAGUCGCGAUGCGGCCAGGGCUCUGCUGUCGCAGCGAGUCAACACGUCGCAUCAGUCUCAUCAGCAGAGUCAGCAUCAGUCACAUCAGCAGCAUCAGCAACAGCAUCAGCAGCCGUCGUUCAACGUGGUGUUUGUCGGCGGCAACCAGAAGAGUCAACGUGGCAACUAUGGACAGUCGUCGCUUACGUCAUCAUCAUCUUCGUCGCAACGUGCGAGGGGACUGCAGAGAGGGUCGUCUACGCCUGUUAGCAAAGGCUCCUCCCAGUGGGUGGUUUCUGUCCGAACCCAUGCAACCCGACGACGUGCGACUUCUGGCCGCACUGCGCGCAUCGCGAUGGCAUCUACACGACGACCAAGGGCAGUGCAGCCGCGACUCCGGUCGCAUCCGGCCCGCACCCGCAUCCGCCCACCUCGCUGCGGCUGUCGCAGAGCUAUCCGACCGAUCGCGGCGGCGGCGUAGACAAGCGGUCACGACUUGAGCCCAGUGCCAGGCACAACUAUCAGUCGAUCAGGUCGUCACCGGCUUCGCUGGAACGUGUGGACCACGUGUCGCCUGACCGACACUCACAGCCGCCUUUCCCACACGAGGCGUGGCAACAGCCUGAACGUGUCGCCUGAGU
Molecule: messenger RNA, 1397 nt
Organism: Nilaparvata lugens (brown planthopper)
Lineage: Eukaryota; Metazoa; Arthropoda; Insecta; Hemiptera; Delphacidae
Exons: 6
Coding region: 201-1256 (351 amino acids)
Source: RefSeq, a predicted model, not a curated record